Messenger RNA from Chondrus crispus (carragheen), 921 nucleotides. RefSeq lists its product as hypothetical. Bases 1 to 921 code for a protein of 306 amino acids. Gene Ontology annotation, cellular component: large ribosomal subunit. Gene Ontology annotation, biological process: translation. The transcript has a single exon. The record is from RefSeq and is a predicted model, not a curated record. NCBI's taxonomy places the organism in Eukaryota, Rhodophyta, Florideophyceae, Gigartinales, Gigartinaceae. Gene Ontology annotation, molecular function: structural constituent of ribosome; RNA binding.
AUGUUACGCCAUCUCGCCGCCCGAUUCGCCUUCCCGGCGCGCGCAUCGCCGCGAGCCGGAGCCGCGCCCGGCGCGCUGUCGUCGGCGCUGCGGCGCCGCUCCUCCGUCUCGGCGGAGCCGCCGGGCGGCGCGGCGGCGCCGCCGCCGCCGCCCUCGGCGCCGAGCCGGUGGCAGCGGCUCAAGCGCAAGCGGCGCGCGGAGCGCACGCCGGCGAACCGCACGGCGUACCGCUUCGACCGCGCGGCGCCCGCGCCGCUGCCGGCCGCGCUGGCGCACGUGCGCGCCGCCGCGUGGGCCGCCUUCGACGAGUCGCUCGAGCUCGUCCUCCGCCUCAACAUCGACCCGCGCAAGGCCGCCGAGAACAUCCGCGGCGCCGCCCUGCUGCCGCACGGCACCGGCCGCCCGGCCCGCGUCGCCGCCUUCGCGGAGGGCAUCGACGCAGACGCCGCGCGCGCCGCCGGCGCAGACCGCGUGGGCGCAGACGACCUCGUCGCUCAGAUCGCCGCAGACCGCGCUAAAUCGCUCAAGGGCUUCCACGCAUGCGUCGCCGUGCCGGAGCUGCUGCCCACCGUCGCCGCACGCGUCGGCAUGCUGCUCGGACCGAAGGGCCUCAUGCCCGCGAAGAAGGACGGUACCGUCGGACCGGAUGUCGCUCAGAUCGUCACCAGGCUGAAGAGUGGCCAGAUCAGGUUUCGCACCGAUCGCGCGGGUAACGUCCACUUGAUUGUGGGAAAGCUUAGCUUUGCGGAUCACUUGCUCAUCGACAAUGUUUGUGCGGCCACCGCCGCCAUUAUGGACGCCAGGCCGCACACGGUGAAGAAGAAAUACUUGGAGAAAGCGUUUCUGUGCUCGAGCAUGGGGCCGUCGGUCAAGCUUGACCUGGUUCAGCUCGCGCGCGCCGUCAACGACCACCGGGGCUGA